AGCCUUCGCCAGGCGCAAGGGGAUUCCAGCCAUGGACAACGCCGUUUGGCUUUGGAGCACCAGCGGCAAGUUCAGGCCCUAUGACGAGGCCACAAGCGCUUGCAUUGAGGAGGCCUACCAGAAGGGCUUGGCGAACAUUCGAGUUCGACUGUGGAGGGGCGCUGAGCAGGCAGACUACUCCAUCGACUUUCGCAAGAUGCGCCAGGUGAACCUCCGGGAUCCACAGAAGUGGCGCCACGUGAAGCGCUCGGCCAAGACGCGAGAGGUCCCGCAAGGAGCGCCUGCCAUGCCUGCGUCAGAGGCAAAGGACACUCCUAUGGCGCUUGAGGUUCGGUGGAAGGGCACAAGAAAGAGCUUCCAUUUGACCAGCCAAGCUGCUGCUGAGAGCAUCAUCCAAAGCGGGAAGUUCCAUCACUCGAAGAGGGGGAUGAUGGGGCCUUUCAUCUACUUCGCAGGAAGCCCUGAGGACUGUGACGGCAAGGCGAAUGGAGCCAGGUUGGUGGAUGGUGCAGUGCUGCAAGCGACGGUGGACCUCGGCCAAAGCUUGGUCAUCCGCCAAGACAUGUCCAGUGCAGCUCAGAGCAGCUUGGGCAUCAGCAGAUGGAGCGAGCUUGACAGGGCAAAGCUGCAGCAGGUGGGAUGUCAGAGCGUGUACGCCACCUCUGACUUCGUGAGCCGCGACGAGUGGGCCGUGGUGUCCAACUCGCAGAUUCGAGACCUCGUCUUGAAGGGCUUCGAAAGCCGUGGACGGCCACUGCCCUAUUGGCAAUGGCCACGCUGGGUUCAUUCGCUGGCCAACGCCGUCAACGUGGACUACAUUGCCAUCGACCGGGUCACUGAAGGGGCGGCAGGGCGGACCGAUCCUGCGCCGCCUGGAGUGAGGGUAAACUCGGCGGGGCGUCCAGUUCACUCUGAUGGGAGAUUCAUGUCGUACUCAGAGGCGCGUCAGCUUGGCUGGGGGCAAGCACCCCCACCAAGCCCGAACCCUUGGAACGAGCACCAGAAGCGCAUGGGUGGCCAAGGGUACUCUCAAGCCCAGAUCAGGCAGGCUUACACUUUUGGCUCUUCGCAAGGUUCCCUUGGCUCAAUCGCCCGCCAGACCAACCCUUGGAACGAGCACCAGAAGCGCAUGGGUGGCCAAGGGUACUCUCAAGCAGACAUCCUUGCUGCCUACCGGCCCACCUCAGCUUCCAGCCUGGGCGGAGGCGGUGGUUCUUCAGGCGGCUUGGGUUGGAACAAGUUCCGCACAUCCAUGGCGGGGCAGGGCUUGUCCAGGUCAGAGAUGAGUGCCGCCUACUGGGCUUAGAAGUGAGAAUGGCUCAGACCCCUUUCCGCAGGGCAGUUUUAACCCAAGUGGCUGGGGCUGCCGCGCGACUGGACUGUGGCCAUGAGCCGUAAUCUACUCGUGCGCAGAAAAUGUACAGUACGGACAGUUGCAGUUCCGGGCACUUGGUGGGUUGGAGGCGUCUCCAACUCCUAAAUGUGUGAGUAUUUUUUUGGAGACGAGGUUCGAUGUGUGCUGCUGACUGUGUCAGCUUAUGCCGCGGCGACAGCUGACGGCUUCUUGAAAUUUGCUGGGGUGCUGAGCCACAGCUUGUC
This is a messenger RNA of Effrenium voratum, 1599 nucleotides long. Lineage: Eukaryota; Dinophyceae; Suessiales; Symbiodiniaceae. The record is from the annotation of a GenBank genome assembly.